Echinops telfairi (small Madagascar hedgehog) is the source of this 2779-nucleotide messenger RNA. RefSeq names its product CD164 molecule (gene CD164). Lineage: Eukaryota; Metazoa; Chordata; Mammalia; Afrosoricida; Tenrecidae. Gene Ontology annotation, cellular component: endosome; lysosome. The transcript has 6 exons. The coding region runs from base 45 to 470 and encodes 141 amino acids. The record is from RefSeq and is a predicted model, not a curated record.
CUUGAGACUUGCGUCUGAAAGGACGUCGUCCGAGACUUGAUUCGAUGAUUGACGACUCUUGUGAAAGCCAACACAGCUGUGUAUCCUGCUUUAAUGUUAGCCUGGUCCGUUCUACCUGCUUCUGGAUAGAAUGUAAAGAUGCUAAGAAAAGCUACUGUUCAAGUAAUUCAUCAGUUAGUGAUUGUCAGGUCGUGAACAAGACAGAAUUGUGUUCAGUGCCUACUCCAUUGCCAACAAAUUCUACAGCUAAACCCACAACUCAGCCUUCCCCUACUUCAGCUCACACCGCAGUUCCUACAACAGAUCUGACCAAUACCACUGUGACGCCAACCUCACAACCUGGGCGGAAGUCCACCUUUGACGCAGCCAGUUUCAUUGGAGGAAUUGUCCUUAUCUUGGGUGUGCAGGCUGUCGUUUUCUUUCUCUAUAAAUUCUGCAAAUCUAAAGAAAGAAACUACCACACUCUGUAAAAUGCAUCAAAUUAGCACAGACUGCCGGUUCAUUUGCGUAAUUCACUGAAACCAAAAUAAUGCUUUUCAAGCUGUCCCACAUGGAAGACGCUGUUCUAGAAUACAUCUCCACAGGAUGCAUAUAGGAUAUUUUGGAGCACCGGCCUUGAAGAAAAAAAUCAGUUGUCAUUUUGUUGAACGGGAAUAUUUAAGAUAUUCUGCUGAAUCCUUGUGGCUGUCUUCUUUUAUUCAAAUGGCUGCUGCUGUGGGAUUAUGUUCUCUGUUCUUGACAUGCCAAAUGAAACUUUUGUAAUGAUGGAAAACAUUGUCCUGCACAGACAACCUCAUGGCUCUUUUUGGCAGUUACAAUGCAGUCAUUUCGAAGUCUGAGAGUGGUUUACGUUCGUCCUUACUCAGGAUGUAGUUUAGUGACCAGAAGUGAGAAGAGCAUGCCAAAUGAGCAUCAGUCAGGUGGAGUUUUGGCUGUCAUUUCAAAAGUGGGAUAAAUUUGUAAAUUUAGUAGUACUAAACUGUAUCCUUGAGUAACAUUUUGUGCUUGAUAAGUUAUUUUUCUACAUUAGAAAUAGGAUGCCACACAGGGAAUUACAUUCCAGAUUUAAAGAAAUGGAUGGAAAGGAUACAGACCAUUAAUGCAUAGCAGGUUAUUCAUGUUUGUAAAGCACCUUGUAUCAUUGUGAAAAUAAAGAACUGUGCCUUAACAGACUGAAAGGUAGGCUGUAACUUCAAAUGUCUAUGAUUUGUUAUUUUACAUAGGAAAGUAAGGGUUCCUCUGAGGAUGUAACUUGCUGUGAGCCGUAGGAAACCUGCUUUUCGCUACCACACUAUUAAUAUUUCAUCAACAACCUAUCUACUUCAGAGCAAAGUAACUUAAGCUAAAAGAUGUUACACAUAGUUGAAAGCAUUCACACAUUAAAAUCCCAAACUACAUUUUUCUUACUGGCUGUAAAAAAUUAAAAAUUAGCGAUAAGAUUGGGGUUUAAUUGUCCUUGUUCCUUCAAAAAUACAUCUUGACAUUGUACCUUGAAAGGAUUUCCACCAAGCUUACUUGAAAAGUAUCUUCUCUCGAGUCAAGAAGGCUUAGAAUUUUUCACUAACUUUUUAAAGGAGACGAUCAUUUUAUGUUUUCAGACAACAAAUGUGACCACUGUAAUUUCAGGAAAUUUAAGGAUUUUCAGUUGAUCAGAUUACUGUAUGGUUUCUUCUCCCCUUUCCAUUCUUGUUGGCGUCAAUUCCCAUAGUAUCAUGUACAUGCAUAUUUCUAGUUUCUUAGGAAGCUCGUUUUGUGGGGGUUUUGGCUUUCUCAGUUUUAGAACAACUUCAAGGGUUGAAGUUUGACAUGUUGGAUUAGCUCAGAGCUUAAAUUAGUUUAAAGUACAUUUUUUUUUGUUUUUUUGUUUCUUUUAGCCUAUAGUGGCCGAGAUUAGCACUUGGUUUUCAGUGCUUUAUGGUAGGAAAUGAUAAAUCGCUUUGGUCCAUUUAAAGAACUAAAGCUCCUUACAUUUAGAAAGUUAUAUUAAAAGUUGCUAAAAUGAAGAUUUACUGUUUAUUUGUUAUUUUCUGGUACAGCUAAAGUUUGUUUUACUUGCACAUUUGUACAAAUACCUGUUUUCAAGUGCCUUAAUUAUUUCCUAUCUCUAGCUUGGAAGGUUUGGGGGAAAGGUGGUUAGUUUACCUUACAUUUCUGUGUUUCCAUUAGUAGUAGUAUUCUAGGUACCUCAUUUUUUUUUUUUAAUGUGUCAUGGCUGUUACUUAUUAGUGAGUGAUAAGAUUUAUUUGAAAAUACGCAGAAUUUCCAUUCCCUGUAAAGUGAAAAAAAAUCAGCUACAAUGGUAUAAAAUGGUAUAAUUAUCAUUUACCUGGAUAGGAGUAUUUUACCAUACGUUCAUGCCAGUACAUAUAAGCAGAUUUGAUGAUGCUGUAGCUUGGUGUUCAUGUCAAUAAAUAUAAGCAAAUUUGAUGAUGAUGCUGUGGCUUGAUUUAGAUUUUGCAGAUCUAAGAAAGCUCUUGCAAAAGAAGUCACAUCCUUUGCUGACUCGUUUAUUAUUUUUCUUAACAAUUUAAUAAUAUCUUGAGCCAUUAAUAAUAUUUUUGUUGUAUUUUUAAUUCAGAAGAUACAUAGAAACCUCUUGAGAUUUUUCAUUUGAUUUGUUCAUGCUGAUACAAUUUUAUCAGAUCACUUAUUUUACCUUAUGGACAGGCAGACACUGAUAUAUUUAGAAAUUUCUAUUUUAAUUCACUCAAAAACUGUAAAACCAAUCUGUAUCAUGUACCAAAAUGAUUUAAAAUAAAUCUAUGUUUAUUGAAUUUGA